AAACAAAUAUUUUCUGGUACCCCUCAAGAGUUUUCUUCUGAUUUAUGUUCUGUUUGUUCAUUAUUGAUUUGGGUUUCUCUUUUUUCUCAGUCUUGGAGCUCUUUUGAAUGAAAAAGGUGACAUCUUUACCCUUCUGUUGAUGUUUCUUUUGAUGGGUAUUUCAUAUAUUGUGCUUCUGUGGUGAUGAAAUAGUUGUUCUUUGUGUUACUGUUCCUUUUCAAGAACUGCUUGUUUUAGCCUUUAAGGUCUAAUUUUGUGUGCUUUUGGGAUUUGAAUGAUGAUGGAAGGUUUUGGAUUGUUAGUGAAGAGCUUGUUUAUAUUGGUGUUGGGAGUUUUGUGUGUUUCUGGUUUUGAACCUGCUGAUAAUUUCUUAGUAGAUUGUGGAUCAUCUAAAGAUACUAAUGUUGGUAAUAGGGUUUUUAUGGCUGAUAAAUCAGCUUCAAAGUUUUUGUCAACUUCAAAAGAUAUAUUGGCUGAUACCCCUUCAAAUUCAAUUACAAAAGCUAAUGAUUCACCCCUUUAUCAAACUGCUAGAAUUUUUACUCAACAAUCCAGCUAUAAAUUUCCAAUUAGCCUAACGGGGAGGCAUUGGAUUCGCCUUUAUUUUUACCCGUUUGUUUACCAAGGUUAUGAUAUGAGCACUGCAAUGUUCUCUGUUUCCACUCAAAAGAAUGUUCUUCUUGGCAAUUUCUCUCCAAAAAAUGCUUCUGUCAAGGAAUUUUCAGUAAAUGUUACCUCGAAUGACCUUGUAGUAACGUUCUCUCCUUCGAGCAAUUCAUUUGCUUAUAUAAAUGCUAUGGAAAUUGUCUCUGUACCUGAUGUCCUUAUAACUGAUGAUGCCUCCACCAUUAGUCCAGCUGGGACAUUUAGUGGUAUGUAUGCACAGGCUCUCGAAACAGUCGCUAGGGUAAACAUGGGUGGAUCGUUGGUGUCGUUUGAUAAUGAUACACUUUGGAGAACUUGGGUUACUGAUCAAAGUUUCUUGAUUCAGCCAAGUUCAGCUAAGUCGGUUAGUAAGAUUGGAUCCGUAAAAUAUCCAGCAGAUGGAGCAACACCAGAUUCUGCACCACCGUCAGUUUAUGGUACUUGUAGUAAGAUGAACGUGGCUGGUACUGGUGAUGAUCCUAAUGCCAAUUUUAACGUGACCUGGACGUUUAAUGUGGAUCCUGGGUUUCAAUAUUUCAUUCGCUUACACUUCUGUGACAUAGUGAGUAUAGCUGCCAAUCAGCUGCUGUUUAACAUUUAUGUUAACUCCUGGAACGUGGCUCAUGAUUUUGAUCCUGGUCAGAAAGCUCGGGGAAUUUUGGCCACAGCUUAUUACAAUGAUUAUGUUACUCCAACCGCUAAAAGUAAUAGGCUUAACGUUAGUGUGGGCCCAUCUUCAAGGAGUGCUUAUCCUGAUGCCUUCCUAAAUGGACUGGAACUUCUGAAGUUGAAUAAUUCUCAGGGCAGCCUUAGUCAGGUAGAUUCUGUUUCUACUAACCCGAGUUCAAAGGCAAAGAAGAAUGUCGGAGUCAUCGUGGGUGUGUGUAUAGGUGUCCCAGUUGUGUUGGUGAUGGUUGGCAUCUUAUUUUGCAUGCAUAGAAGAAGAAAACAAGAAAAGCUUGCCCAGUCAAAAAUAUGGAUUCCUUUAUCUAUGAAUGGUGGAACUUCACACACCAUGGGAAGCAAGUAUUCAAACGGAACAACCAUAAGUGCUGCUUCAAACAUGAGUUAUCGCGUUCCUUUUGCAGCUUUGCUGGAAGCAACGAGCAACUUCGAUGAGAGUUUGGUUAUUGGAAUAGGUGGCUUUGGGAAGGUAUACAAGGGUGUUUUGUAUGAUGGAACAAAGGUGGCUGUGAAAAGGGGUAAUCCCAAGUCCCAACAAGGUCUUGCAGAGUUCCGAACGGAAAUUGAGAUGCUUUCUCAGUUCCGCCACCGGCAUCUGGUUUCAUUGAUGGGAUACUGUGAUGAAAAAAAUGAAAUGAUUCUAGUUUAUGAAUAUAUGGAGAAUGGGACCCUCAAGAGCCAUCUGUAUGGGUCAGAUCUACCCAGUAUGAGCUGGAAGCAGAGGCUGGAGAUAUGCAUUGGGUCGGCCAGAGGUCUGCACUACCUUCAUACUGGCUAUGCUAAAGCAGUUAUACAUCGUGAUGUCAAGUCCGCAAACAUACUGCUUGAUGAGAGUUUUAUGGCAAAAGUUGCUGAUUUUGGACUAUCCAAGACAGGGCCUGAACUUGAUCAAACUCAUGUUAGCACAGCCGUGAAAGGAAGUUUUGGCUACCUAGAUCCAGAAUAUUUUAGAAGGCAACAGCUGACAGAAAAAUCUGAUGUUUAUUCUUUCGGUGUUGUUUUAUUCGAAGUUCUUUGUGCUAGGCCUGUCAUAGAUCCAUCUCUUCCGAGAGAGAUGGUCAACUUAGCUGAAUGGGCAAUGAAGUGGCAGAAGUUGGGACAACUGGAACAAAUUAUAGAUUCCAAUCUUGAGGGUAAAAUAAGACCAGAUUCCCUCAGGAAGUUUGCAGAAACAGCAGAGAAAUGCUUAGCUGAUUUUGGUGUAGACAGGCCAUCAAUGGGCGAUGUGUUGUGGAAUCUGGAGUAUGCACUUCAACUUCAAGAAGCUGUCAUUCAAGAUGAUCCUGAAGAAAACAGCACCAUCCUUAUUGGUGAGCUCUCUCCACAAGUUGAUGAUUUCAGUCAAGUUGAUCCCGGUGCUUCUGCUGCUCAUAACGGAACACCAAAUUUGGAUGAUCUCUCUGGUGUUUCCAUGAGUAAGGUUUUCUCACAAUUGCUCAAGUCUGAGGGUAGAUAAUUAAGUAAAAAGAUGAAGGUAGGGAGAUAUGUCAAUUCAUUGCCUAAAUUGAACUUAUGCACUAUGAGGCCCGGGGCAUUAGUCUAGUGGUAAUAAUGCAAUAUGUGAUGUG
Solanum verrucosum is the source of this 2897-nucleotide messenger RNA. RefSeq names its product receptor-like protein kinase HERK 1. The coding region runs from base 275 to 2785 and encodes 836 amino acids. NCBI's taxonomy places the organism in Eukaryota, Viridiplantae, Streptophyta, Magnoliopsida, Solanales, Solanaceae. The record is from RefSeq and is a predicted model, not a curated record. The transcript is spliced from 2 exons. Gene Ontology annotation, biological process: protein autophosphorylation. Gene Ontology annotation, cellular component: plasmodesma; plasma membrane. Gene Ontology annotation, molecular function: ATP binding; transmembrane receptor protein tyrosine kinase activity.